Morchella importuna is the source of this 1425-nucleotide messenger RNA. RefSeq lists its product as uncharacterized. Bases 1 to 1425 code for a protein of 474 amino acids. The record is from RefSeq and is a predicted model, not a curated record. Gene Ontology annotation, cellular component: nucleolus; chromatin. Gene Ontology annotation, molecular function: peptidyl-prolyl cis-trans isomerase activity; macrolide binding. Lineage: Eukaryota; Fungi; Ascomycota; Pezizomycetes; Pezizales; Morchellaceae. The transcript has 4 exons.
AUGUCUCUUCUUCCUGUCGCUAUUUGGGGCCUCCAGGUCAAGGCCGAUGGUAGCAUCUCCCCUGCUAUCGCCAAUAUUCCUGCUACUUUCCGCGUCACUAUGGCUGCUAUUGAUCCAACAGCCAAGCCAAAAGACCCAAAACAGCCCUUGCGCUCCACCCUGAAGAUUAUGCGCCGUCCUCUCCAGAACCCCGAUUUUGAUGAGGAUGACGAAGAUGAUGAAGAGACCGACUCUGAGUCCGAGGAGGAGUCCGAGGAGGAGGCUCCGUCAGUUAAGGGCAAUAAGGGAUCGAAGAAAAGCGCUGCUCCUGCCAAGAAGGCUGCCGAGGAAGAUGAAGACGAGGAUGACCUUGAUCUCUCUGACGACGAUGAAUAUGAGAUUGAGGAGUUCACAAUUUGCACUUUGGACACUGAGAGGAACUACCAACAACCUCUCGACAUUGUCAUUGGCGAAGACGAGGAAUGCUUCUUUAAGGUCGUUGGAAACUUUGAUAUAUCCCUGACUGGAAACUACGUUGUUGGUUCUGGCGACGCCGAUAAAUACGACGAGGAUUCAGAUGAAGGUGACGACUACGACCUCUCUCCCGAUGAGGAUGAGCUUGAGCUAUACGGAGACGAGUCCGACUCUGACGAUCUCGAUGACCUCGAGGAUCCCCGCAUCCAAGAAAUUGCCACUGAUGACGAGGCCGAGGCUAAGAACGCCGCGAAAAAGGCUGAGAAGAAGGGCGAGAAGAAGGACGAGAAAAAGAAGGCUGAAAAGAAGUCUUUGAAGCGCUCCGCCGAUGAGUCCGAGGGCGAGGAGCCCACCAUCGCCGACUUGAUCGCCAAGGCUAAAGAAGUAAAAGAAGCUGCCGUUGCUACUGCCGCUCCCGAAAAGAAGCUUUCCAAGAAACAGCUCAAGAAGCUCAAGGCCAACGACGGAAAAGCUGUCGAUGCUACUGCUGAUAAGGGUAAGAAAGUUCAGUUCGCCAAGGAGCUUGAGCAGGGCCCAACCCCUUCUCCUGCCGCUACAGAGAAGAAGUCUGAGAAGAAAUCUGCCGAGAAGCCUGUUGCCGAGAAGUCCACUACCGAGAAGAAGAAGCCUGAGUCCAAGCAGCCGAAGAUUGUUCAGGGAAUUUCUAUCAUGGACAGCAAGGUCGGGACUGGAGCUGCCGCUAAGAAAGGCAACAGGCUCUCCAUGCGCUACAUCGGAAAGCUUGAUAACGGAAAGAUCUUUGAUAGCAACACCAAGGGAAAGCCUUUCACCUUCCAACUUGGUAAGGGUGAGGUCAUUCAGGGAUGGGAUAUCGGUCUUGAGGGAAUGCAGGUUGGUGGUGAGAGAAGAUUGAGGAUCCCUCCCGGCAGUGCCUACGGAAAGAAAUCCCUCCCCGGAAUUCCAGCUAACAGCACUUUGAUUUUCGAUGUCAAACUCAUCGAGAUUAAAUAA